ACGACAAUCAAGAGAUGUGUUUAGCAGUGAAGUGGAGAAGAGCAGUGCUUGAUCUGGAGCUCCCAGCUCUGCCUUCACAUGCCCAAGCAACAGAGGAGGAGACACACAAACUCUCUGACAGCACUCUGGAUCACACUGCAACGCUCUUUCAGUCAUCUGCAGAGGAGGACUGAACCUGAACCGAGCUCAGGCCAAUGAUGGAGAGAUCGGACAGUCUGGUGUCGGCGGACUCUGAACUGGCGCAGUGUGAGACGGAGGUCAACACGUUACUGAAGAUCAUUUCUGACCUCAACAGGAAGAUGGACUCCUUACAAAUACCACGAGAAAGUCCAGUCGGGGUCAGUGGGUGCGUCCCACAGCAGGGCUCGAUGGUGGACGCUGGCACAGCAUCAGUGGAGUCCAAGACCAAAGACGUCUGCAGGGACUCAGAAGGGGGCAGCAGUGAGCUUUGGAACCAGCUGCAGAAGGUUCUCUCUGCUCUUGAGGCGUCUAGUGGUCAGGGGAGGAAAAUGCUCAGGCUGCAUACUCAGAAUGCUGAGACAAUCCAGGCAAAGCAUCUCUCUGCAGCCCGGGAGAGCUGGGUUCAGGCCACACAGGUGCUGGAGGAGAUGGAGAGGGAUUUGGGGAUCUCGUACCCCUCUGCUCUGCCCCCUGAUGAGAGACGUCAGUAUCAGCGGGAUGUUCUCUCACUCUACAAACACAACCAAGACCUCAACAACUCCAUGAAGAGCCGUCAGGAAGAGCUUGUGGGUGCUGAAAGAACUCUGGUGGAUCUUGAGGACGAGAAAAAGUGGCUACAGGAAAAGGUGGUGGACCUGAAGAGGAAAUGGCUGUAUGGAGUGAGUCGUUCUCCUCCUGUUAGUCCUUCACUGUCCUCCAGUCGAACUUCAAGUCCUUGCUUUUCCUCUCCUCCAUAUCCUGGAUCCCCGCUGCUGUCCCGCAAACUACCCAGCUCCAGGCCGGACUCCCCUUCGUCUCCCUGCACCGUUGAUUCGGUGCUGCAGACUGAGAUCGAAAAGCUGCAGAGGUGUCUGGAGCGUCUGAAAGCUAGGAAUGAGCGUCUAAAUGCCGCACUGGUCAGAAGGAAAGGUGAAUCGGAGCAGCUGAGCAUGAGUCUUAGCCGACAGGAGGCAGACAACUCGGCUCUACACAUGGCUCUGGCAUACUGUGAGGAGUGUGAGGAGGCUUACAGUGACCUGCUGUCCCUGUGCGAAGCCAGUAAACAACAGAACGCAGAAAUACUUAGCACACCCCAACCUGAGAACUUGGAGAAAGGCGAGCCAUCCUCCAGUCCUCCAGAGAGCACUGCUGAGACCGAACCAAACAGCCAAAAUGAAAAGAAAAAAAAUGAAAAAGACAAAAAUGUCCCUAAGGAUGCACAAACGAUGCACUCAUAUACUGAGGAGAUGUCAGAGAUGCGUGGGAAUCUGCGGCUCCUGGCGAAAGAGAGGCGGUGUUUGGACCUGACGCUGAUGGUCCAGAGUGCCCAGGAUUCUGCUGGUGCUCUGAUCCUGGACAGUCUGCGAGAUGAGCUGGGGGAGAGGAGAGCCACUCAACAGAGAAUUGCUGAAAAUAUGGCAAAACUAGAAGGUGGAGGGGGAAUUCCUGGUCCUCGGAAUCACUCUAUCCUAAGAGAACUACAAGCAGCAUUGCAAAGGGAACAGUCACUGAGGAAGAGAGUGGCAGCUUUACGUGAGUCGCUGGACUCGGCGCUCACAGACAGCACUACUCAGAGAAGGAUCAACAGAGAGGAGAUUGCGCGUCUCUCCCACUACUACAUUAAAGUUUCAAGCACCUACAGAAGUUCUCGAAAGAAGCACCAGGAGCAGCUGUGGUGACUGGAGAAGCAAAUCGCAGUAAUGGGUGAACGACAUGCUAAAGAAGAGGCCGAGCUAAGUACUACACUAGAAGCUAUGGAGUGGAGGAGAGAGGAGACAAUACUCUAGACAGUGCAGUUCUUCUUGGUAUCAUUUUAUUGACAAACAUUUAUGAAAGCUAAUGAUGAACAUUGAUUUUGAGUGAGGUUGGGCAGAAACACUGAGCAUAUAGAUCAUUGACCUACAAAACUAAAAUUGCAGCACCAGGAUGCACCAUUUGUCAAUAAGGUAAUUGCUUUGCUGGCUCCUAUUGGUGUAGAUGCAGCAUCACUCAAAAGUUUGGUUACCUACCUGAUUGUAGGAAUACUCUUCAAAGGCAUAUUUUUCUCCCAUGUGAAAAAGUUUAACUGAACAUUUAUUAGCCAUUUUGACAGUUUGCUGGAAUGUACAUCAUGUAAGUAGACAAGUAGCCAAGUGCAAAGACUGCAAGUAUACCUAUUGGGAAAGACCAGCUAUUCUAGGCCUUGAUAUUACUAAUAUAUCUCUAUAUCAUCAUGUCAGUGUACAUCAUUUUACAAAUAUUUGCUUGUAAGUAUUAUUCCUUUCUAUUUGUACAGAAACAUGUAUGUGAAAAAUUGCAUGCGAAUUUUGUGUAUCAUUUUAAAAGUUAUGUUUUUUUUUGCAUAAUGAAUAAAACAGUUACAGUUUUG
Molecule: messenger RNA, 2527 nt
Organism: Sinocyclocheilus grahami
Lineage: Eukaryota; Metazoa; Chordata; Actinopteri; Cypriniformes; Cyprinidae
Product: Usher syndrome type-1C protein-binding protein 1-like
Exons: 14
Source: RefSeq, a predicted model, not a curated record